AUGCCAAUCACAUUCAAUAAAAUCUCAGAUCCAGUCACUGUUUUAAGCAAAAGAUUACGUGAUUUCCCUGUACUUACACAAGGAUCAAUUCUUCCUAUAGAUUUCGCUAAGCGCAUCUACAAACUCAGAGUUCUCAAAACAGAACCUUCUGAUGGAAUUUUAAUCAAUAAUGUCAACUUGAACACAGAAUUCGCACCACCAGAUACAUAUUUCAAGCACAGAUGA
Messenger RNA from Trichomonas vaginalis G3, 225 nucleotides. RefSeq names its product ER-associated misfolded protein catabolic process. Gene Ontology annotation, cellular component: VCP-NPL4-UFD1 AAA ATPase complex. The transcript has a single exon. The coding region runs from base 1 to 225 and encodes 74 amino acids. NCBI's taxonomy places the organism in Eukaryota, Parabasalia, Trichomonadida, Trichomonadidae. Gene Ontology annotation, molecular function: polyubiquitin modification-dependent protein binding. The record is from RefSeq and is a predicted model, not a curated record.